Messenger RNA from Fraxinus pennsylvanica, 1164 nucleotides. The record is from the annotation of a GenBank genome assembly. NCBI's taxonomy places the organism in Eukaryota, Viridiplantae, Streptophyta, Magnoliopsida, Lamiales, Oleaceae.
AUGGAGUCUGCAAACGUACAUCAGCUUGAAAAUCAUGUCGUUGAAUCUUCUUCUUUAGCUAUCCCUUCUUGCUAUGGAGUUGGAAGCACCCCAAACACCAUUCUGAACUCAAAUGGAGCUAUUAUAAAUCCAAGGCAGGAGAGUGAAAAUCUAUGCACUUCAAUUAAUGUUUCAAUGAUUCCAGACUUGGGAUUCCAUUGGGCUAAUGCUACUACAGAUCAAAGGUUCACCGGUGAAUCUGCUGAAAGGAUCAAGAAACAAUGCUUAAAUAAUACUUACCCUAAUAGAUAUACUGAAAUCUUGAACAGCCCACAAUUAAGAGAGAUGCCGUUGAAUGAUCUCAAUGCAAAACUCUUGCUUAGAACUUCUUUUUCUGGGAAUCUAACCAGUGGGAUUCAACUUACUUCAGGAGAGCUAUUAGCAAACUCUCCAACUACUGGAAGUGGAAGUGGAAGGGGCUUCAAUCGGAUAUUACCUAGUGUAAAUGUUUCGAAUUUGAAUCUAUCUGCAUCUUUAGCGAAUUCAAGCUCUUCGGAUAUGAACUUGGAGGCACUGGACGUUCUUACAUCUUCAAGAUUUACUGGGAAGUUUAGCCCGUCUUCGCAAAAUGAACAAGGCCUAUUUAAAGAUGAUCUUUCUUAUUAUGGCUUUGAUUAUACGAAGCGAUCAAACAAAACGCCAUUUCAUAGCAUAAAUAAGGUAUCAGCCUUGAGCAAUGGAGCAGCACUAGGAAAAAGCACCAUCACUAUAAAGGAGGGAAAGGAAGUUGAAACAGCAAAACCUCGAUUAGAUUCACGCGCCGCCUGCUCACCACCCUUUAAAGUCAGAAAAGAGAAAUUGGGUGAUAGAAUUUCAGCCCUUCAACAGUUAGUAGCUCCCUUUGGCAAGACGGACACAGCAUCCGUACUAAUGGAGGCCAUUGGGUAUAUAAAAUUCCUUCAAACUCAAGUUGAGACUCUAAGUGUCCCUUACAUGGAGUCAACACGGAACAAGAUCAAUAGAGAAAUUGAAGAGGGACUUGCUGCAGAAAGUGAAAAUGAAGAUUCAAAGGGAGACCUUACGAGGCGAGGUCUAUGUUUGGUACCCGUGUCGUGGUUAACAUACGUAACUGAUGGUGGCCGCGGAGCUGUUUGGCCGCCACCUCACUAUGGUGGCGCCACCUAG